Mytilus trossulus (common blue mussel) is the source of this 1039-nucleotide messenger RNA. RefSeq names its product 1-phosphatidylinositol phosphodiesterase-like. Bases 131 to 1021 code for a protein of 296 amino acids. The transcript has 2 exons. Gene Ontology annotation, molecular function: phosphoric diester hydrolase activity. NCBI's taxonomy places the organism in Eukaryota, Metazoa, Mollusca, Bivalvia, Mytilida, Mytilidae. The record is from RefSeq and is a predicted model, not a curated record. Gene Ontology annotation, biological process: lipid metabolic process.
UUUGACGCUAAAACAAUAACAUUUUUUAAAGUGUCUUCCGGUAAUUGUAGCGUCACUCAAAAUUAAAGUUCAAGUAGUUAUAAUAUGAAAUAUAUAUUAAAAAACUAACUUCGGUGUGAUCUAUCGUAUAAUGGGAAAUGUGAACGCAAGGGAUCCUGACUAUUGGAAUGUCCCGGAUGACCCAGGCAUAAGACAUACCGACUGGAUGAAAAAGUUACCAGAUUCAAUGUAUGUAUCUAAAGUGUCAAUACCUGGCACACACGAUACAAUGGCAAGAGCAGGAGAUAUUAUAUGGUCUUGGUGUCAGAGUUUAUCACUAAGCAUCCAGCUAGAUAUCGGCAUACGUUUUUUCGAUAUACGUUGCCGCCAUUUCAAAAAUGGUUUGCCGAUCCACCAUGGACAGUUUUAUGAGCACUGUAGCUUUACCGAUGUUAUGAACACAAUGACAUCUUUUGUUAAAUCUCAUCCAAGUGAGGUUUUACUGGUGAGAGUAAAGGAGGAAUAUAAAGCGGCUGAAUGCACGAGAACCUUUUGUGAAACAGUUUGGUUAACUCUCCAGAAUUACAGAGAAAAUAUUUGGCUACAGGAAAAUAUUCCAUUUAUUAAAGAGGUCAGAGGUAAAAUCAUUAUUUUACGGGAUUUCGAGAGAGAGAAUAACCCUAUAGGCAUUCCAUAUGCUACGCUAGACAUAGAAGAUUAUUGGAAGGCGUCUAGUUAUAAGGAAAAAUGGAAAAGGGUCAAAGCCCAUUUAGAUAACACAAGAUCCACCACAGACAACAUAAUACACCUUACUUUCAACAGCUGCACUAAGGGUAUUGAUGCUCCGCGUGAAAUUGCUAGAUCGCUUAAUCCAAAGCUUUAUAAAUAUGUCAGAGCAAAUCAAGGUCAAGGUCGAUUUGGAAUCAUAGCAAUAGACUAUCCUGGCCCUAAACUCGUUGAGUACAUUAUUGAAAAUAAUUCCAAAACAAAUGUAAAUGUUUAUCAGAAAAGUAACUCAGUUUUCAGUUGUGUUUUAUUAUGAACAAUACAACUGUUAUUG